ACGUCACCUCCCUGCGCCGGAAGUGUGUUAGGUUGCGGGCGGGAGGCCGGCGGACCGCUAUGUGGGUUCCCUCGCUGGCGUGAGCGAUGCGCUGGCUGCUGCCGCUGUCCCACACAGUGACACUGGCCGUCGUGCGCGUGAGGCGAGGCAUCUGCGGGCUCGGGAUGUUCUAUGCGGUGAGGAGGGGCCGCAGGACCGGCGUCUUCCUGAGUUGGAGUGAGUGCAGAGCGCAGGUGGACCGGUUCCCUGCUGCCAGGUUUAAGAAAUUUGCCACAGAAGAUGAAGCUUGGGCCUUUGUCAGGAGCUCUCUGAGCCCAGAUGGUUCAAAAGGGCAGGAAACUGCACAUGUGCAGGAGUCACCGGUGAAGACCAGCAAGCGGCCUCGGGAGCCUCCGGGUGAAGGGGAAGAACAGCCAGAGCCAGGGGCAAAGCACACCAGACAGAGCACAGAGCUGGCUCCCUUAGUGAGCAAGGACACAUUUUCUUAUAUGGGAGAAUCCGUUGUUGUCUACACGGAUGGGUGCUGCUCUAGUAACGGGCGCAAGCGGGCCAGAGCAGGGAUUGGCGUUUACUGGGGACCCGGCCACCCCUUAAAUGUAGGUGUUAGACUUCCUGGGCGACAGACAAACCAGAGGGCCGAGAUCCAUGCAGCCUGCAAAGCCAUCAUGCAAGCCAGGGCUCAGAACAUCAGCAAGCUGGUUCUUUAUACAGACAGCAUGUUCACCAUCAAUGGGAUAACCAGUUGGAUUCAGGGCUGGAAGAAGAACGGCUGGAGAACCAGUACAGGGAAAGAUGUGAUCAACAAGGAGGACUUCAUGGAGCUGGACAAGCUCACCCAGGGCAUGGACAUCACGUGGAUGCACAUUCCUGGUCACUCCGGGUUUGCGGGCAAUGAGGAAGCUGACAGGCUGGCAAGGGAAGGCGCGAAGCAGUCUGAAGACUGAGCAAAGUCUUGCUGUACACUCAGACUCGAGGCAGUGGCUGCUUCUUUACCCUGAUGUGCAGUGAGGACACAGCAUGGAGGACUUGACCGUGACCUGUGGCCAGCUUGAUGAGACGUGCUUGAAUAACGGAAGGGAAGGCUGAACUUAACCUCCUGUGAAAGUUCAGUCAUUGGGCCUUCUGAGAGGGUCUGACAUUCCUAUCUGACUUGUUGCAGUCUGGCCCAACAUGCUCCAGCUUGAUUUCAGAGGAAUCCGUGAGACUCUGGUCAGUAGCUGUGGUCUAAAGGUUCCAGAAUGUUCAUUUUCCUUCCAAUGUGCAGAAGUAGAAGCCUCCUGCCUGUGCAGGCGCCCUGUGCCUCUGUCUGCAUCAGAGAUGGUGUGACCAUGAGGGACCCGGGGCUGGUGUUGGGGCAGGCAGAGCCUGCACAUACGUGACCUUGGCUCCUGGACCACCUUGUAGGAACAGCCAAGAACUUUAAAAACCAAGAUACAUGAAUAUAUUGCUAAUGGAUUUCUUUGGCUAUUUUUCCUAAAAAUACUAUAUAAAUUUAAAACAUGUUUGAAAUCAUCCUUAUUUAUUUUUAUAAUAAAAAUAUGCAUGAAUGACACAACAUACAUCUAGUUUAUUGAGUUACUGUUAAAAGUAACUGUCCUUUACUAUCUAAAACUAGAAAUUAGGAAAAUCACUCUCGAGAAAUGGGCUGGUAAGAUUGUCCUCAGGCAAACCCUCACAGCCCUUAAGCAGUGGAACGUGGUGCAGCCUUGCUCUAGAGAAGACAGGAAAGACAGGCGCUGGGACAGUGCUGCCAACCUGAGCUGACUCCGCUCCUUACACUGGGAAGCUGGGCCGUCCGCUGAGAACCAGUGCCAGCCACAGUUCACGCGCCCUCCAGCUUGCUCUGCAGGCUGUCGCUGUGACAGCUACCCAUGUGGAGAUAGUGUCUCAGAUGUCACAGCAGGCCUCUGAAAGUGCUCAAGAAGUACACGUGUGUCUCUGGGACAGCGGGGUGGUUGGCCUGGUGUCCAUCUCUGCUGACUUGGCAAGUGAUCUGUGUAGUAAGGCCAGCUCAGAGUCCUACAUGAGGGCGGGGAGUGGGUAACAGUGCACACGUCCUAAACGUGAGGACCUGACCUGAGUUCAGAACCCCAGCUCCUGUACCACGUAACAAGAUGGGCAUGGCCGAAGCAUGCUUGGACCCCUAGCACUGAGGGGUUACGGCUGGAGGGGUGCUGAAGCUUGCAGGACAUCCAGCCUGGCCAAAAAUCUGGGCUCCAGGUUCAGUGGUGAGAGCCAAUCUCGAGGGAACAGGACACCCAGUAUCUUGUGUCUUCUCUUACACUUGCACACAUGUGCAUAAACACAAAGUCCUAUAUUAGAACCAAGUGUGGUGGGCACACACCUGUUAUUUCAGGGUUUGGGAGGCAGAGGCAAGGAGGGUCAGGAGUUCAAGGUCAGCUUAGGCUCUGUAGCAAGUUUACCAUAUCCUAAAACAAAAACAAAAGCUCCUAGCAUUGUUUUC
Messenger RNA from Onychomys torridus (southern grasshopper mouse), 2464 nucleotides. It is a transcript of the gene Rnaseh1, whose product is annotated as ribonuclease H1. The transcript has 8 exons. The record is from RefSeq and is a predicted model, not a curated record. Gene Ontology annotation, biological process: DNA replication, removal of RNA primer. Lineage: Eukaryota; Metazoa; Chordata; Mammalia; Rodentia; Cricetidae. Bases 87 to 944 code for a protein of 285 amino acids. Gene Ontology annotation, molecular function: RNA-DNA hybrid ribonuclease activity; nucleic acid binding; magnesium ion binding.